Microbotryum saponariae is the source of this 2433-nucleotide messenger RNA. The record is from the annotation of a GenBank genome assembly. Lineage: Eukaryota; Fungi; Basidiomycota; Microbotryomycetes; Microbotryales; Microbotryaceae.
AUGGCUGGCGCGCAGUCUGGCGACAAAUGCGUGGACGUUGGCGGUCCUGAGCCGGCGUCACCGCCUGCCCACCCCGCCCGAGAUGUCGCACAGCUGCAUUCCGGCUCACCCACGUCGACCACGUCCUCGCCGGCAUCUCACCGAUCGCGUGGCUCUACAAAAGCAACUACCGCUCCAUCGACGGGCUCGCCGAAGGGGUCCUUCACAGAAUCACCCACUACUUCGCCAGCAGGAUCAGCGAUCACAUCGCCAACAGGAUCGCCGAUCACAUCGCCAAAGGUCCCGCCACCUGUGCCCUCGCCGCCUCCGGCUCGCUCGUUCACCGCUCGACUCCCUUGGGUCCUGCGCACAUGGAUGUUCCCUUCCAGCUCGGAAGACUUGACCGGAUUCCAAGGCUAUGAAUUCGAGUGGUCUCCCUUGAAGGACUUUUUUCUGAGCCCAAUCUCCAGUGGCGAUGGUCCCGCGGCGGCCGCGGCGGAUCUCGGCCAGGAUGGGUCAACGAUGAAUCAGAUGGCGCCGGAGAUCACGUGGGAUUUGGGUGAUGCAAAUUUGGUGAGCAUCUCUUCCAAAGUAAUGUUACUUCUACUGCUCUUCGGCGUUCUUGACCUACCAACGAUCUGGGUCGGACAGGAACCACUAGGAAGACUCGUGAAAACCCCUCUUGACCAAGAUCGCAAGUUGUACGACCGCAACGAGUUCCCCGAUUUCGUCGUGCUGUCGCGACAAGCCUUCGAUGCCAAUCCUGAGCUCGCUUCGGCUUGGGCCCAGGAUCACCUCGAUGAUGGAGAGAACGGUGUCCUCGACUGGGAACAAGUUGCCGCAAUUGGUGUACUGGGUGGCAUGAAGAGGAGCGACGACACCUCCGAAUACGAGUGUGUAUUCCCAGUCACGCGAUUGAAGCACCACUUGCGCAUGCUCGCUGCCGAGUCACCGAUCCGUUCCCACACGUUUGGCUUCACGCUCGAAGGCCCAAUCUUGACACUCUACCUCCACACACCAUCUGGUCUGUUCUACUCGUCCGAUAUCGAAUGCACCGAAGCGAAUGGGCACCUGUCGACGUUCAUCGAGCGCCUUCUCAGCUUGAACGAUCUCGACCUUGGCAAGAUCGCCUCGCCUGGAGGACCCGACGGCCCGCCGCUGCCAUUCCCGACCGCUGUGCUUCCACCGCGGGUGCCAUCUUACGCUCGUCACCUCGCCAAAGUACCCACGAUGGGCUCAAUCGAGAUUGAGAAGACCGUCUUUUGCAGCGGCGAGGUCCUCGGGUUGCAGAAAUCCGCUUCGCGAGUCCGAGCGAUCCGGGACGGACCAGGUGACAAGCGCGAAUACGCAAUGACGGUGUCAUUCUUUGAGAAGACUUUUUGCGACGAACAUGAUCGGAUCCGUCUGGCGAUCGCAUCGGCGUCACCCGAGGAUCGCGAAGGUCUCACAAAUUUUGUGGACGUGUAUCGAGAAGUCGACUUUACCCUUGUGCCCCACUUCCUCAAAGGCGAUUUCGACGCCGAAAAAUGCGAGCUCAAGCCGAGGGCGAUGGAGGUUGCCUUUCAGGAGCGCUGCCUCGAGUCAAUCUGGACCGUGGAUUCGACCGAGGCGCUCGUCCGAGCGGUGCUUGGAGUGGUCAGAGGUUUGUUGCGAUCUCGCUCUCAUCAGUCUGAUCCCAAUCAGGGUUGAGCGAUAUCUGAUGCCGGAUUGGUCUCCUUCCAGGUCUGCGCAGUCUGUACCGAAUGCGGAUCCUACACUGCGAUGUCUCACCGGGCAAUAUUAUGAUCGGACCCGGUGGUGAGGGCGUACUGAUCGAUUAUGACGUCGCCGUAUUUAUGGACGGCCCUUCUGGUGAAGCUGCGCACCUGAAGCGACGUGUGAGGUCUCGUUCUGAUAUCGCGGCGCUCCACUGCUGCUCCACUGACCAGAGCCUCGUUCAAUCACUCCCCACAGGGCACGUUCGCCUUCCGACCCCGGCAUCUCAUCCAAUAUGCCGGCGAAAUCUUGCAUCAACCUUGGCACGACAUUGAGCAGCUGGUCUACACUCUCUUCUGUGUUGUUCUCGCCCGACCCAAGGGGCCAGGUGAUUCGACCGGAAUGUCGGACAAGGCCGCUUCGGUUUGGGAGCACUGGACAACGGAAGCUAAGCCCCGUCGGGCACACCUUUCGAAAGAAACGUUCGUUCAAGUGGAGUCGAAUCGGAACAUGUUGUUGGAUUCGAGUUUGGAUUUCUGGCAAGGCAUUCCUGAUCUCAUCGCCACGGUCGCGAAGUACUGCGGACUAGGCUUGUCGGUCUGCAUUUACACCGAGAUCGCAGAAGAAGAAUGCCUCGAGAACGGAUGGGCUUCAGGUGAACUCUCGCACGACCACCUUAUUGCGGACCUGGAGGAGUUAUUGGAGAAGAUUGUGCAGAAGAAACAGGAAAGGGUUCCGGGUUCGCCUGUCAGUAUGUAG